Molecule: messenger RNA, 1399 nt
Organism: Suillus plorans
Lineage: Eukaryota; Fungi; Basidiomycota; Agaricomycetes; Boletales; Suillaceae
Exons: 2
Coding region: 267-1058 (263 amino acids)
Source: RefSeq, a predicted model, not a curated record
AGGUCGUGACAAAUCACCGGCUCGGAUUUUUGGAUUGGCUGGUUGUGACCAACGUGGCGAGAACGAUUGCGGGACUUAUCAUAUACCCUCGCGGUCAUACUUGGCCAGAGAUUGUCGCAAGAUUUUGCCAUGAACUGAAGCACCUGUUUAUCGAGAUUCCAUGGUGCUUGAACAGUUUGUGAGUCAAGCUUCCUCACAAUGUUUCCUCCGAUGAAUUGUUUCCCUAUGAAUCUAGUUGUAAUGACUGGCCUUGGUCAGCAAUCAACAUGGCAGCAUCACACUUACUUUCCACUGUCACACCGCUCCAGUUACCUGAAGAUGACGGUGACGAGCACCCAGUCGAAGUGUCAUUGUCCAACUUCAUAGAACAACUUCUCUCACCCAACGGCGGAAAAGGCUCACCAUUUUGCAGCGCUAUAAUACGCUCCAUCUCUCUUGGACAAGCUGAGAUUGAUCUCUUCAAGAUCAUCGUUCUGCUAGUCACCCUCGAUGACGUGAAGUAUCAUGUGCAUAUACGUCAUCCCAAAGAUGAGGAGUCUCUCUGGCACCAUUUUAUCACUUCCCUGUGGAGUUAUCAUGGGUUCGUGCAUGAUACAGUAGUGAUAUAUCGACCAGGAAAAAUGCAGAAAGCCGCUUGGGACGCCUUGGAUGUCGAUUUCACAGCCGAGCUGUCUGACAGUGACACUGCAGCAUCGCAGGAUAUUCUCUCGGUCGCCUUGCGUUUACGCGACUUCCGGAACAAUUACUGGUGGUAUUUCUGGCUCAAUGAAAAUUGGCAAUGGCCUAUAUCUAUCGUGAAGGCGAUAAUGAAAUGCGCUAGCCACGUUGUCCGUGUUCAGCUGCAAUGUGACGAAGAGCCGCUGCAUAUUGACAAGUGGGAGCAAACUGACGACUUGCUGGGAGAGAAGGUGGAAGGGUGGAAACAUGCGGAGGGGAAAAUAUAUGGGAAUGGAAUGAAGGACGAUGUGCAUUUUUUGUUUGCGCAUGCACGAGCGCGCUUCUUGAUAGGGUCGAUCAUACUGAUAUCUGUAUUUCUUCAUGUUUAUUAUCACUUCUAAUCUCGUCAGGUUUUUGCGCCAAUGACACGGCUGCCAGUAUGAUUCCAGAUGGAGAGAUGGGUUCCUCGAGUCUUCCCGGUCCUUUCUGCUGCUUAGUCAGUAAGUAGUUUUGGCGUUAGCCGCAACAACAUUGUCUACUCGCCUCGGGGCUUGGGCUUGGGGUUGCCUGACGGAUCACUGGGACUGUGCAUACAAUCACUGCAGUUAGACUGGUCACGAGCCUAGACUGCAGUGGUCACGAGUCUAGGCUGCAGUCGUACAGCUCCACAGAGCUCCACAUAUCCCGAUUAGGUCGGGAGAGCCUAUAUAUAGAUGCAUCCGCUUCACCUGGUCAACUUCUU